Triplophysa dalaica is the source of this 1098-nucleotide messenger RNA. RefSeq lists its product as uncharacterized. NCBI's taxonomy places the organism in Eukaryota, Metazoa, Chordata, Actinopteri, Cypriniformes, Nemacheilidae. The transcript is spliced from 2 exons. Bases 1 to 1098 code for a protein of 365 amino acids. The record is from RefSeq and is a predicted model, not a curated record.
AUGUCAGAGAAAAGUUUCAGACAUUGUGCUCCUCCUUGUUCGCGUUUUAUCACGAGCAAUGAUACGCAUGAUCUCUGUGUAGUCUGUCUGGGAGCGGAGCAUGCACAGUCAGCGCUCGAGGGAGCUGACUGUGAAGCCUGUGGACUUUUACCACAGCGUACGCUCCGUUCCCGCUUGGCACUAUUUGAUAAGCACGGCCAGGUGCGAGCUCCGCGUGGUGGCGGUCCCGCUUCUGCCGAGGCAGAGCGGAAACUUCGCUCGUGGGGCUCGCAGAUGGACGUCACGGAGGCUGAAGAGACAUGCUCCGGCUUCUCUUUGCCCUCCGUGGCUUCCACCUCUCUCUCUGCUGAUCCGGUUUUGCAAUGUUCUGCAUCUGAGGAUGUAGACAUAACUAGUAUCGAAGCAGGAGAGUUAGAUUAUGUUCCCCCUCUUGCUGCUUCGGUACACGCCGAUCUGGUGGAAGUCAUGACAGCUGCGGUAGCCCAACUGACAAUAGAGUGGCCGCAAGAUAAACCGAACGCUCGUCCUGAGAAUAAGAUGGACGAGCGAUGUCUUAAGCAUAGCACAAAGCCCACACGACGCAAACUCCCUUUCUUUUCUGACCAGCAUCAAGAGGUUUGUAGGUCUUGGCAGCAUCCUUAUACAGCACGAGUGUUCACGCCACAGACCUGCAUUUACUCUAAUGUUCAGGGCUAUAAAGAACGAGGUCACGGGGCGAUGCAGAGAAUAGAACAGACGCUUGCGAGCUAUCUGUCUCCAUCCACGGCUUCGUCCCUAAAAGCCCCUACCUUGCCAUCAAAGCCAUGCAGGGUGACAUCGACUUUAAUCGGCAAGGCAUAUGCGGCAGCAGGGCAGUCCGGGGCAUGCUUACACUCUGUGGCACUACUUCAGGCGUAUCAGGCGGAUGCGCUACGUGAAUUGGUCGACACAGGACUGGUGGCGGCGGAUGUUUUACAACCCGUCCGUUAUGCUAUGGAUGUUUCUCUCCGUGCUACUCGUGAAGCUGCCCGUUCUUUGGGCCGCUCCAUGGGCGCUAUGGUAGCCACUGAGAGGCAUUUAUGGUUGAACCUGUCAGACAUGAAACCAUCUGACAAAUAA